This is a messenger RNA of Lotus japonicus, 967 nucleotides long. RefSeq names its product VAMP-like protein YKT61. The coding region runs from base 82 to 681 and encodes 199 amino acids. Gene Ontology annotation, molecular function: SNAP receptor activity. Gene Ontology annotation, cellular component: membrane; Golgi apparatus. NCBI's taxonomy places the organism in Eukaryota, Viridiplantae, Streptophyta, Magnoliopsida, Fabales, Fabaceae. The transcript is spliced from 6 exons. The record is from RefSeq and is a predicted model, not a curated record. Gene Ontology annotation, biological process: endoplasmic reticulum to Golgi vesicle-mediated transport.
AUUGUUACCGACUGCGAAUCCAAAACAACGAUAAUCCAAUUCCAAACCUUCCGAAAUCGUUUAGAGAGAGAAACAAGAGCGAUGAAGAUCACGGCGUUGCUGGUUCUAAAAUGCCCCGGCGAGGGUUCCGAUCCGGUGAUUCUGGCCAACGCGUUGGAUGUCAGCCACUUCGGUUACUUCCAACGAUCUAGCGUCAAGGAGUUUAUCGUCUUCGUUGGUCGCACCGUCGCUAGCCGCACCCCUCAGGGUCAGCGUCAAUCCGUUCAGCAUGAAGAGUACAAGGUGCAUGCGUAUAAUAGGAAUGGCCUUUGUGCGUUGGGAUUUAUGGAUGAUCACUACCCUGUUCGGAGUGCAUUCUCUCUUCUCAACAAGGUACUAGAUGAAUAUCAAAAAAGUUUUGGCGAGUCAUGGAGAAAUACUCAGGCAGACAGUACUCAACCAUGGCCCUAUUUGAAUGACGCUCUGACAAAAUUCCAGGACCCUGCAGAGGCUGACAAGUUGAUGAAAAUCCAGAAGGAGUUGGAUGAAACAAAAAUCAUCCUUCAUAAGACUAUUGAUAGCGUGCUUGCACGAGGAGAGAAGCUGGACAGUUUAGUUGAGAAGAGUUCUGAUCUGAGUGCAGCAUCACAGAUGUUCUACAAACAGGCGAAAAAAACCAAUCAAUGCUGUACCAUAUUGUAAGCUUUCAAGCUCGUGAGUAUCCCCGCGAGCUCAUCUGAAUCCUAUUCCUACGUCGAGGCUGUGGGAUAGGAGGACAAAAUAGUUUCAUAUGUCUAUACCACUCCAUUGUUUGCUUGGUCAAAUUCGGUGGUUUCCCUGAUAUGUGUAUUGCAGACGAGAACUAAAUAUUGGUUAAAGAGUCUUGUGUUGUUGACAAAUUAACAUUCUCAUGUACCUGGUUUGUGGUGCUUACUAUGAUAAGUUGAUAAUUAUAGUGUUAUGAUAAAUUAUUGUUUUCACAAAGCCA